Molecule: messenger RNA, 1419 nt
Organism: Iphiclides podalirius (scarce swallowtail)
Lineage: Eukaryota; Metazoa; Arthropoda; Insecta; Lepidoptera; Papilionidae
Source: the annotation of a GenBank genome assembly
AUGGCGGCGUUCCGUGCGGCGGGCAAAAUGGCGGAUCGGGUUCCCGCGCAAUGCCGCACGAAGAUGGAGCCCGGCGAUGUGCUCUUUUUCGCCGUGUCGGCCGCCGGCUCAGCGGCGGAGUGCGCGCGCGAUAACUGCGGACUUCUUCUCCUGUUUGUGGCACUGGCCCUGUUUUCGUACGCCGUGUACAAGAGCUUCCUGAGGCCGCCGAUUUACGUGACGGAGAUGACGGAAGUUGGCUUCGACCACAUACCGCGCGGGGUGGACAGGGCGCUACACAUAACUAGGGCGCAGAGCUCCAAGCAGCUCGGCAAGAAGCUGCCACCUCCCUACCCCAACGGGUGGUUCGUGGUCGCCGAGAGCAGAGACCUGAAGGUCGGGAAGGUGGUGCCAGUGGACGCACUAGGUUUGAAUCUGUGCGUGUACCGUGGCGAGGACGGGCUGGCUCGCUGCGUGGACGCCUACUGCCCACACCUGGGCGCGAACCUGGCUAUCGGCGGGACAGUCUGUGGCAGCUGCAUCGAAUGCCCGUUCCACCAGUGGCGGUUCGGAGCCGACGGCGUCUGCGUCAGCAUACCCGGCGUCGAUGCGGAUGUUCCCACUGGCUUCUGUCCCUCCCGUAGUGCACAAAGGUACUCUAGCAAUUUCGAGACCUUCGCACUGGUUUCUGUCUCUGCCACAGUGCCCAAAGGGAUAUCCAUCAAGACCUGGCGGACGAUGGAAGUGGACGGCGCCGUCUGGAUCUGGUACGACGCCGAGGGCCGCGAGCCGCUGUGGUCGGUCCCCGAAGCGGCAGAGCUGAAGAAGUGGGGGUUCAGAGGGAGAAACGAGUUCCUGGUCAACGCUCACAUCCAGGAGAUCCCGGAGAACGGCGCGGACAUCGCCCACCUAAACGCCAUCCAUUCCACGUCGCUUCUGACCGACAUCGGGGAUAAGUUCCCGUUCUUGCACAACAUCAUAGGUCGGCACAUCUGGUCUGCUGAAUGGUCUAAGGGCGAGGAGGACCACAUCGCGACUGUUGACAUCGUCCAUAAAUACGUCAUCAUGAAGUUCAACACCUUCACUAUGAAAGUCACGGUCAUGCAGAUCGGCCCGAGCCACGUGCGACUGCGCUUCAACUCCCCGCUCGGACCCAUCCUUGUCUCGCAGUCGGUGACUCCGUUAAGCGCGCUUUUGCAAAAGGUCGUCAACAGGAUCUACUCUCCGACGCUUAACGCCCCUCUAGGAGCUUGGAUGGUGCUCGGCGAAGCGUAUCAGCUGAAACGCGACGUGGCGAUAUGGAACAGCAAGCGGUACGUCCACUCGCCUACUUACGUGAAGACGGAUAGGACGAUACGCGCCUUCAGAUCCUGGUUCAUGCAGUUCUACAGCGAGAAGAGCAUCCCACUAAGGCAGGCAAUGCAGAACCCACUCGACUGG